Messenger RNA from Orussus abietinus, 354 nucleotides. RefSeq names its product neuroligin-4, Y-linked-like. The record is from RefSeq and is a predicted model, not a curated record. Lineage: Eukaryota; Metazoa; Arthropoda; Insecta; Hymenoptera; Orussidae. Gene Ontology annotation, molecular function: signaling receptor activity; neurexin family protein binding. Gene Ontology annotation, cellular component: cell surface; synapse; postsynaptic membrane. Gene Ontology annotation, biological process: postsynaptic membrane assembly; synaptic vesicle endocytosis; chemical synaptic transmission. The transcript has a single exon. The annotation marks the transcript as partial.
GUAUGACGGAAAGCAUGAGGAAACAUCCGGUUCUUCUUUACGUCCAUGGAGAGAGUUACGACUGGGGUAGCGGAAACCCCUACGACGGUAGCGUGCUGGCCAGCUACACGGACCAAGUGAUAGUUACGAUGAACUAUCGGCUGGGUGUUCUUGGAUUUCUCAAUGCCAACAUUGCGCCGCACUUGAAAGCGAGGGUCGCAAAUUAUGGGCUUAUGGACCAGAUCGCCGCCCUUCAUUGGGUCCAGCAAAACAUUGCGCUUUUUGGUGGGGAUCCUGGAAACGUAACCCUCAUGGGGCAGGGUACAGGUGCAGCUUGCGUCAACUUUCUCGCCAUCAGCCCGACAGUCAUGCAUG